GUACUUGUCCUCUCAAUCCCCUACUCGCCUCUCACUCGCUCACACAUCCAAAGUACCACUCGUCCGUCGCCGCUGUCAGGCCUUCUCACUACUCUGUGGGCAUCUCCACGCAAGGGCGGAUGGUGGUCCAAGUAAUAUUCGGACUUGUCACGGCUGUGCCAUCCAAGUACUAUGUGCACAUAGGUCUCACCACCGUUGCUCUCGUCGUUCUCUACGCCUUCAUACAGGGCCGCACAACAAACCGCGAACGGGACCUCCAUGCACGAGUAAUCAUCCUUACAGGAGGCUUCACGCCGCUGGGUCUCGUCCUGCUCAAUGCCCUAGCCUCUCGGGGAGCACACAUCAUAGCACUCUCGCCGUAUGAUCUCGAGCACCCCUAUCCUUCCCUCUUGAUCCCCCUCCUCCGCUCGACGACCAACAACGAGCACAUCUACGCCGACCAUGUCGACCUCGCUGACCCAAAGUCCAUCCGUGACUUCUGUACCAAGUUCCUCACCGGCCAGGACACGCGCCUGGAUGCCGUUGUCUUUGCGCACGAGUACCAUACAAUUGGCUCGUUCUUCCGGCGGGGCGGGGCGGAGGCGUACGCGCAGACGCGGGAGGUUGCGUCGCUCGCGACGUUCCUUAUCAUGACCCUCCUGCUCCCUGCGCUCCUGGUCGAGCCCGCAGAACGCGACAUCCGCAUCGUCAGCCUGGUCAACCCAUUCUAUGCGGCAGCUGCCCCGGUCUUUGCGGCGCAACUCGCUGCUGCAUCUUCUGAAGCGCCGGCGUCGUCACCUAUCCUCCUGUCUGAAGGGCAGCGCGCCCUGCGCACGGCGAUCCUCACCCGUCACCUGCAGCGGGUCCUCGAUUCGCUUCCGAACCAGUCGCCUGAAGUCCAGGGGCCUAAGGGACAACAGAGCUCACAGGGCGCGAAGAUAACACCGCAGCCGUCCAACAUCCUCACCGUGUCUGCGUGUCCGGGGAUCAGCCGCAAAGACACGAUCUCGCCGCUGCUCGGCGCCGACAGGGAUGCGCCCGAGGGACUCUCGAAGCUUGGCUUCCUCAUCUACAUCAUCCUCUUCCCGUUCCUAACUCUGCUCACCAAGUCUCCCACCUCGUCGCUACAGACGGUCCUACAUGUCCUCUUCCUGCCUUCUCCCCUGAAGCGCGCCCGUGCCAUGCUCGACGCUGCGCUGAACCCCGACUCGGAUAUGCAGAACAAAGAGGCAAAAAAGGAACAAGGUUCGGAGGAGGAAGAUGGAGACGUCCCGCGCAUGGUGAGAAUCAUUAAUGAGGAGGUGCUCAAGCCGGGCGCGCUCUAUCGCGAGUGUGCGGUCGUGCAGCAGCCCGUGCCUGGUCUCCCCGCAGAUCUCCAGGACAAAGACGGCAAGGCCGAGAAACCUAGGACGGCGAAGAAGGAUGGGCCAGUCGAGACAGCCUUCCCGGAUGAUGGCGAGUUUGGCGGAGAGGCGGUAGGGAGGGCGGUUUGGGAGUGGUACGAGGAGCGGCUGAAGGUGUGGGAGGCGAAGGCUGGUGUUAAUGGGGUGGACGCUGAGGAGCAAAGCGGUCAGUCUGCUGCUGCUGGCCCUCCUCCGUCAUGAGCCUGCUAUCUCUUCGUUGAGGCCUUUGUACUCCGUUGGUGGCAUGAAUAUGAUGCCGUUCCGUACUUAUGCAUGGAUGUUCGGCCUGCG
This is a messenger RNA of Rhodofomes roseus, 1673 nucleotides long. RefSeq lists its product as uncharacterized. The record is from RefSeq and is a predicted model, not a curated record. Lineage: Eukaryota; Fungi; Basidiomycota; Agaricomycetes; Polyporales; Fomitopsidaceae. The transcript is spliced from 3 exons. The coding region runs from base 120 to 1583 and encodes 487 amino acids.